CUUUCUUCUUACAACUGUAUCUCUCUAAUUUCUUUAUUCUGUAGAAUAGAAUAAUUAAAUUGUGGGUCCAUAUUCUGUUAUAGCUUCAUUCAUCUCCAACAAUCUCCACCAUCGCCUUCACUUUUUGAUUUCAACAACGACGCGCCACGCGCAUGCUCUGACCAAUCAAUGCACCGGCGGUGCGCAUGGAGAUAACCUACGCAUCGCAUAGUUUCGCCGACCUCCGCACCGCAUCCAUGGCGUCGACGACCACUGCCGCUCUCACUCGUCCUGUCAGAGUUAUUCCUAUGCAACACCCGAACGUUGCAUCUUCUUCCUCGCCGGCGCCGAAUGUCUCGGUUCUGCGUUGGGUUUCUAAGCUCCGGCAAAUGACAUGGCUCGAAUGGAUGGAGUUUUUUCUCCCUUGUUAUCGUUGGAUUCGCAUCUACAAAUGGCGUGAGUAUUUUCAGGUCGAUCUUAUGGCUGGUAUCACCGUUGGAGUCAUGCUAGUACCUCAGUCGAUGUCAUAUGCAAAAUUGGCCGGACUUCAACCAAUAUAUGGACUCUACUCUGGUUUUGUGCCCAUAUUUAUGUAUGCCAUAUUUGGGUCAUCUCGCCAGCUUGCAGUCGGCCCGGUAGCAUUGGUUUCUCUAUUGGUCUCUAAUGUUCUAGGCAGCGUAGCUGAUACAUCAAGCGAAUUAUACACAGAGUUAGCAAUUUUACUUGCCCUUAUGGUUGGGGUACUGGAGUGCAUAAUGGGACUAUUGAGGCUUGGGUGGCUGAUUCGUUUCAUUAGCCAUUCGGUAAUCUCUGGCUUUACAACUGCUUCAGCUAUUGUGAUUGGUUUAUCUCAAGCAAAGUACUUUUUGGGGUAUGAUAUAGAAAGAAGUAGCAAGAUUAUACCAUUGGUUAAAAGCAUAAUAGCUGGAGCUGAUAAGUUUUCAUGGCCCCCUUUUGUAAUGGGAUCAGUUACGCUUACAAUACUUCUUGUCAUGAAACACCUGGGAAAAUCAAGGAAAUACUUGCGAUUCUUGAGAGCAGCAGGUCCUCUUACAGCAGUAGUUCUGGGAACGUGUUUUGUAAAUAUAUUUCAUCCACCAUCAAUUUCUUUGGUGGGACCAAUACCUCAGGGCCUACCUAAAUUUUCUGUUCCAAAAGCUUUUGAGUAUGCAGAGUCCUUAAUUCCAACUGCUUUUCUUAUAACAGGUGUGGCUAUACUGGAAUCAGUAGGAAUUGCAAAGGCGUUAGCAGCAAAGAAUGGGUAUGAGUUGGAUUCAAACCAAGAGUUGUUUGGUCUUGGUGUUUCCAAUGUUCUUGGUUCAUUCUUUUCAGCAUACCCCACUACAGGAUCCUUUUCAAGAUCAGCUGUUAAUCAUGAAAGUGGGGCAAAAUCUGGAGUAUCUGGAAUAGUUUCAGGAAUCAUAAUAACUUGUGCACUUUUGUUUUUAACGCCACUAUUUGAGAACAUACCCCAGUGUGCUCUUGCUGCCAUCGUGAUCUCUGCUGUCAUGGGUCUGGUGGAUUAUGAUGAGGCCAUUUUUUUGUGGCGUGUAGAUAAAAAGGAUUUUCUUCUUUGGACCAUUACUAGCACUAUUACAUUGCUCCUUGGUAUUGAGAUUGGUGUGCUUGUUGGGGUUGGGGCGUCACUUGCUUUCGUCAUUCACGAGUCAGCAAACCCUCACAUUGCUGUUUUAGGUCGUUUGCCAGGGACAACUGUUUAUAGAAACGUUAAACAGUAUCCUGAAGCAUAUACAUACAAUGGUAUUGUAAUUGUUCGUAUUGAUGCUCCUAUCUAUUUUGCAAAUAUCAGUUACAUAAAGGACAGGUUGCGGGAAUAUGAAGUUGUUGUUGAUAGUGCUACAAGACGUGGUCCUGAGGUUGAAAGAAUUAAUUUUGUGAUUCUGGAGAUGGCGCCUGUGACCUACAUAGAUGCUAGUGCUGUACAGGCUUUGAAAGACUUGUAUCAGGAGUAUAAGUUACGAGACAUUCAGAUUGCAAUAUCAAAUCCAAACCCAGAAAUUCUGCUUACGUUGUCUAAAUCGGGUCUGGUGGAGUUGAUAGGCAAAGAAUGGUACUUUGUGAGAGUACACGAUGCUGUUCAAGUUUGCUUGCAGCAUGUUCAAAGCUUGAAACCAGGAGGAGGAGGAUCUGACAGUUCACGAACAUCACGCUCUUCAUCACCAAGCUCCUUCGCUCAACCGAGAGAGGAGAACCGUACAUCUAUCGAUUUAGAGUCUGGUUAUGGAAAGCCUCCUCUCUCCCGGAUCAGAGAUUCCCAAUCGGAGCCAUUGUUGUCCAAAGAACAUUAAAUAAAAUCUUUGUUUUGUAAAUGAGUAGGUGAAAUGCCGUGUAAUCAAGCUAGUGAAUGUUAAGCAAUAAUAAUCUGUGUAUUAUUUAAUUGGCCAAUUGUUGUAAAAUAUACUACAGGAAAUUUUAUGAAAGAAUUUUUAUUGUGUAUUUA
Molecule: messenger RNA, 2440 nt
Organism: Cicer arietinum (chickpea)
Lineage: Eukaryota; Viridiplantae; Streptophyta; Magnoliopsida; Fabales; Fabaceae
Product: sulfate transporter 4.1, chloroplastic-like
Biological process (GO): sulfate transmembrane transport
Cellular component (GO): membrane
Molecular function (GO): secondary active sulfate transmembrane transporter activity
Source: RefSeq, a predicted model, not a curated record